This is a messenger RNA of Calliphora vicina (urban bluebottle blowfly), 1686 nucleotides long. RefSeq lists its product as uncharacterized. The record is from RefSeq and is a predicted model, not a curated record. Lineage: Eukaryota; Metazoa; Arthropoda; Insecta; Diptera; Calliphoridae. The coding region runs from base 1 to 1617 and encodes 538 amino acids. The transcript is spliced from 2 exons.
AUGUCUUCAACAUAUAAACCCUCUAUUUUACUACUGCCACCAGGAUUCGACUCCCAAAAGGCACCACUUCAACCCAUGUUAUAUCCAUUUGCUGUACCCUCGACGAGCCUUUUACCAAGACCGACUUCAAAAUCUGUGGCGAGACCAACGGUUGGUUGGAUUCCUUUAGCUUUAAAUGGAAAGGAAUUACCCUUACUACCAAAUUCGUUUUCAACAACCCCAACGCUCAGUUCUCAUCCUGUACAUGUGCUGGAAGAUCGCAUUUCACAUGAUGAGUCGCAAUAUUCGUCGCCUUCGUACAACGAUGGUCCCGUGUUUGAGUCAAUUGUUUAUGGUACUUGGAAGCCAGAUCCGCCUUUACAACCGGUUGACAUAUUGAAUGGUACAAAACAACAACAUCAUCAAAAAGAUAGUAGCAACAGCAAUAGUGGUCUUGUUGUUGAUGGAAAAGUUUAUAAUAAAACUAUAAACAGGCAACAUGGUGGGUUUAUUGGUCACAUUCAACAAAAAUCUACAAAAGCCGACAGACAAAGUCUUCAAAAGCGUAAGAAUGACAAAUUAUCUACAUCUUCAGCAUCAUUAGAACACAAAUCAAUAGAAUCAGCGGAAAUGAGUUCAGAACAGAAGCUACAAAGAAAACUAAAGAAACAAGGUCGACAAAAAAUACGACCAAUUAGCAGCACAACAGAACAAACCUCCAUCGAGCGAAACUCAAAUAAAGAUGAAGAAGAAGAAGCAACAACAACAACAAAAGAAAAUAUUGAACACCAACAAAGAGUCGUUAAAGUCAAUUCAACGGAUCCCAUAUUAAUGGAGGUGGCAAAACAAAUAAAUGAAUCAACAGAAUUCAAAUACAUAGAUCAUAAACAAACCUCAACGCAUUCCAUUGACGUGAUGACAACAGCCGGUGCUAAUGAUGAUGAUAUCGAUGAUUAUGACGAUGAGUUGGGUGUUUUAAAAACACAGUCAGCUACAAAAGCAACUGAGUUUAUGAGCACCGAACCACAAUUCAAUUAUGACGAUGAUGAGGCGGUGGAUAUUUUGGAAAACAUUAGUGCUACACGCAGAAGUUGGCCAACCGAUUUUAUGGAGGAACCACUAACAACAACAGACACAAUAAAUACACAAUCCAAUGAAUCAAUUGCUCUUGAUACUUCGGCUAACGACAGCCUCGAAACUGAUCCCUCGGAAAUACCUUUAGCACUGAGUGCUCUAAACAUACCACCCUCGUUGUGGCCCAAAUUACCCGGUAAUAUUACUAAACUGGGCAAACCCUAUGAAGCGGAGAGCUCAGCCGAGGAGCCCGCACUUUGUGUGCCCAUCACGGUGCGUGAACAAAAUAUUAUGAAUUCCAAAGAACUGGUUUUCAUCGAAAGAGUAUUUUGUUUUCCCAUGCCACUCUCCUCGACCACAUCCGAAAAUGGUUUGAGUACUGUACGAAACACCAUCACUAGUAGUAGCACCACCUUAAGAUCCGCCACAAGGGCUAAAGUUCAAAACUAUAAUGAUUUCAUCGAUUCCAUUUCAAGAGUUUCAAAUCUAUCGUGUAGUAGUUUUAAGAGUCAACUGUAUUUAGUAGCAUCUAUUUUAGUUAUUUAUUUUAAAUUUAUCGUUUAACAAGAAAAUUUGCGUACAAAAUUUAUUGAUUAAAUUGUGUGUUUUAUUUUAUUUAUUUGAAAAUUCAAA